AUGGCGUUCGCAUUCAAGAAGGCUGGGCUUGUGCUGGGCUUCUUGUCGUUUGCCGUGAUGGCAUUUGCUGUCAGCAUAGUGAUAGUGAUUGCCAAGCAGCUGUGGCCGUCUGGCGAGUUCACGGUCUGCAAUUCGUUCACCGGCCUGUGCGAAACCGUGUUCCUGGGGGAGACCUGCCUCAUGUCGGACAAGAGCGUCAACAUCUGCGCCUAUGGCUAUGCCACUGCCGCCAUUGGCGUCAUUGCUUGCGUGUUCACUCUGUUCGCUGCAUGCCUCCCCGCCAUGGUCUCCCUUCUGCUCUCCCUGUUUGGCUCCGUGUGGUGGCUGGCCUACUCAAUUACGGCCACUGUGUACAACAAUGAUCUCCCCGGCGGCUACCCUCGCGGCUACUAUCGGAACGUUGUGAUUGCUCUGAGCUGGACAACCUUUGCUUGCUGCGUCCUGUCCGUGGUGCUUGCCAUCAAGAUGCGAGGCAAUGAGAAGAAGAAGGAUGCCAGGGACAAGCCGCAGUUCCAGGAGGCGCCUGCGGUUGUAUGA
Chlorella variabilis is the source of this 537-nucleotide messenger RNA. Its product is annotated as expressed protein. The record is from RefSeq and is a predicted model, not a curated record. The transcript is spliced from 4 exons. Bases 1 to 537 code for a protein of 178 amino acids. Lineage: Eukaryota; Viridiplantae; Chlorophyta; Trebouxiophyceae; Chlorellales; Chlorellaceae.